GGGAUGUCCCAGCAGGCCCAGCAUGGCCACGCCUCCUCUCCGUAAUGCAUCCCUGAAGACUAAGAGCCGGCCAGGAGUCGGACACAGAAUGGGGCAGCACGCUGCGGCGACGGUGGCAGGUUUUUUUUAAAGUAGAAGUCUCUACAGGGAUCCGGAGGUUGUCUAUUUCGGCUAUGUGGCCCUGGGCUCUACUACCGAUUAUCCUGACAAUAUGGGCAACCGCUGGCAUAUGGAUAGUUUAUGCGAUGGCUGUGAGCAAUGGAUCAGUCAACAUGACAGAUGUGUUUCCCUACAUCAGUACAUGUGGUUCAUAUCCUCCCCAGAGCUGUAUAUUUGGACAAAUACUUAAUAUAGGUGCAAUGUUAGCUAUCUGGAUCUCCGCCAUACGGUUUCAGCAAAUCCGGGACUAUGGCUGCCACUCUCAUCUAAAUUCCUUUGGCCUGGCACUGGGAUUUCUCUGUGCUUUGGGAACUUCCAUCGUUGGUAAUUUUCAGCAAUCAGUUCAUUUGCAAACACACCUCGCUGGUGCAUUUAUGGCAUUUGUCAUCGGCAACAUCUACUUCUGGGUACAAACGGCGCUGACCUACAGGGUGGAACCCAGGCACGGUGGUUGCUGGAUAGGACCACUUAGAUUCAUCCUGUGUGUGGCUACCACAGCACUGCUUUUAAUGAUGAUUGGAUUCGUUGCCAAGGGUAUGAAAUCCAUAGCUGCCAUUUGUGAAUGGAUUCUGGCCAUGAUUUUAUUUUUGAUGUAUGGACUUUUCUGCGUUGACUUUUGGUAUCUUGAAGGACACUUUUUCCAUGUGAAGAAAGGGAGGGUGGCCAUUCCAAAUGAACAUCAGGCUUCCACUAUCACCCUGAGCAUGUAAAUACCCAGUACUGCAGAGAAGUACAUUAGGUGGCAUCAGAGACUGUUGUGCCACCAUGGCUCGUAUCCAGAGAAUUCUGGGAGUUGUAGCAGACAUUAGACUGUAUCAGGUUUGGUUCUCUAUCCACUGUGAAUGCAGCCUCCAUUCAAACCACAAGGCGGCACCUAUCAUGAACCCAAGCACUUUGCGCUGCUGCUACAGCCAUUAAAGACUCCAGUCUUUUACUGAGAUAUAUUUGUGCCAAACACAUUUCAAGAUGAUAAAUUAUGAAAGCAACUAAAGAUUUUAGGAAAUAUGAAGGACAUGUCUUCCAUUGGGUCUACAUUAGUGACACAUUACUUUAUAUGAUUAAAGAAGAAAAUACAGACAUUUUCCAUUGUCAAAUGCAGGUUUAAAACACUCCAGAUUGUGUGUUUACAAUACACUGUGUAAGCUAAAGAAUUUGCACUGUACAAUUCUACGAACCCAGAGCAAAAUAGGCAACCUCAAGGCAGUAUUAACCUCGCAUACAGUAUAUAUUUACUAUUUACAGUAGAGAUCACUGUGCCAGAUCCCUCGUGCUCUACUGCGCAUGUGCGUUUUUUUUAAUACUGACAGAAAUAUGACGUUCCAAUCAGGAGCAAGGGUUCUGCGGUACAGACACUGGCUGCAGGACACAGGCUCGGGGACUGGGCGCUGUGCUGCACACGGGCCAAUCAUCUGCUCACAUUACAGGGCAGAUUUAACAACGAGUGAAAUUCUUGUUA
Pseudophryne corroboree (corroboree frog) is the source of this 1615-nucleotide messenger RNA. It is a transcript of the gene TMEM150B, whose product is annotated as transmembrane protein 150B. The transcript has 7 exons. Gene Ontology annotation, cellular component: plasma membrane. The coding region runs from base 174 to 869 and encodes 231 amino acids. NCBI's taxonomy places the organism in Eukaryota, Metazoa, Chordata, Amphibia, Anura, Myobatrachidae. The record is from RefSeq and is a predicted model, not a curated record.